CUGAACGUCCAGUCGGCUUCUUAGCAAAACAGUAGAAAACGCGGAACGGGAGAGAGUCGCAAUCGUGGAACGACGUGUUGCUUCGUUUUUACAUGCUUAUGUUCGAGAAGUAGCAAAACUCACGAACGCGUCUUUACCGUGAUAGGGUAGCUCUCGCGCGUGCUGAAUACGACGCGACGACGGCGACUUAUUCUUCCGGUUCCUUUGUCAUUCACGUACGAAUUUUCGCGCGCGCCCGUGCCCGCGCUCUUCGGCUCGCAAGCACCCAAUUUCAUGUAAAUGUCCCGGGUACGCAUAGUGGUUACACGAAUCAGAUUCCACACGACGACGUGGAAUUAUGUGCAUGGAUGUCCAGUUUAACGAGAAGAUGGGCGACAAGAGCACCGACGAGGACGUACAGAUCAUUGAGGCAUUCAUCAACAAAGGGAAUCGCGAAUCGACGCGUCACUUCCGGACAUGGACUGGCUACUGAUCGGUAUACGCGUCAAGUAUCAAUAUCAGGGUAUUGGAACACAUCUUCGGAGACGAUGGCAUCGGCACGUUCGGCGGGACGUCGCGCUGUCACUGCCGCGCGGUCGACCGUCCGACCGUCGUCGACGCGAGGCGUCGCGUCGCAUCGCGUCGCGUCGAGUCAGGCGAGGAGCCGAGGAGGAGGUGCCCGCGCGCUUUAAUCCCAGGAAUACCGAGGCCGGUUCGAGCGCGGGCCGGCGAGGACGACACUAGCGAGAGAGCGCGAGCUUGAUAUCUAGCUAGCGUUGUAUGUACAGUCAGUACAGUCCGCGCAGAGAGCAGAGAGUGUCGCUCGCGUAGACGUAUGUAACUAUGUACGCGGUCUAGACCAUGCUAGGAGAUGCCUAGUAUCCCCGCAGAGCCGCGGGCGGUCGACAGCAAUUCGAUCGACAGCACGUCACCGUACAGCCUGAAAUCGAGGUUUCGCACCGAAGACCGGGAACGCGCGCGCGCGCGCGCGCGAUAGCAUGGCGCUGUCCUCGUUUGAGAGUGUCUUUGGGACAGCUCCGGCGGUUCGCGAAGCUACGCCCGGACGACGAGUAUGUACGUAGUCGGCGGUGGAGCGAUACCGUCUACGUAUGUACAUCUACAUCCCGUUCUUCCCCUGUUUUACCCUCGACGUAUCGAGCGCGAUAGUGGUGGUAGCGGUGGUGGCGGCAGCGCGCUGCUGGUGCUGGUGUCGGUGUGGAGGCGGCGGCGGUGGGUUAGUAACGAUGAUGAGAAUCUUUCGCGCCACCUGGUAUAAGAGUGUCGGCGCACAAAGUGAAACGUCGUCGUCGUCAUCCUCGUCGUCGUCGUCCUCAUCGUCGAGGGAAAGCGUGAAAACUGCAAGAGUCGACGCGAGUACCUAAACCCCGCAACUAGAGGGAACGACUACAGGGACACGACUUUCCUGUGCUGCUGAUCAUACGGAUUGUUCACAAUUCCGCCGAUACGUCAUCUUCGUCCUUCCGCUCCUCUCCCCUCUGUCGUGUAACAUGGGUCGCGCGCGAUACCGUCGGCGGUGCGCGUAGGUGGACGAACGAAGCUGCUGCUACUGCUGCUGCUGCUGCUGCUGCUGCUGCAUGUUAUAACCUCAACGGAGGGAACAUUGUGGCGUGACGGGAUCGCCUCAGCUGCACUGCGAAAUGUAAUUUCGCGCUAUUCAAUCCAAGGGUGACCUUCUUGAACGUCGAGGAUGAGGAACGGCUUCACCGACAUACCGGUCGCGAGUGCCGACAGCAGCACGGACGCCAUAUGGCUCGAGAAGAGCAGUCCGUCGCGGAUGGCACCCGAACGAAUGUCACUGAAUUUUGAGAAAGUCGUCGUCAAGCAAGAACGUCCAGACGAUGCGGAAAUUCGUGAAUUGGCUGCCAAAAUGGUGGAAGCACACAAGGCGAAAAUGCUGGCGAACAUGCCAGCAGUACAACAACAACAACAACAACAACAGCAGAGGCAGCAGUGUCUUAUACCGCAGCCUAAUCUUCCCGGUAUUCUUGGAUAUCUGCACAAACGACCAACUGAUGGAUCGUCCGCUCCGAAAUCGUCGACCGGUGGUUUGGAAAGUAAAGUGCCGACGCCGGACGACGACAGCCAGCGGGGACGAUUCGGUUGGACGAGCUUCGACGAAUGUCACAUACCUUAUAUAUUUCGCUCCGGUGAAAAGUAUUGCGCCGUACGCAUCCUAGAAUCUAAGCUUCUCAACAAGUACCUGAGUUUUCUUCAUUCGGACAUCUAUAGUUGCACAUGUAUAAGAAGUUAUUACAUUACGGAGGCCGAGAGCAAGUUGUUUAACGAGAUUAACACCAAGCACUGCGAGAAUCAAUUCGGGAGGGACGUGUUUACGUGUAAGGAUCUGGUGGUGCGUUUAUCGGACGCCAAGGAAUUUUAUACAUUUCUCGAUGUGUGUUAUACCAAACUAACCGCCGGUACCAAUCCGAACGUGACAAGCGGACGCAAAGCGGAGAAAUGUGGUUUCAUACGAAUAAACAAAGAGUCUGUAGUACCUUAUACAGUAAAGGAUAGUUUGCAAUAUGUGCCGCUGUUUUAUUUCGAGGGCGAGACGGAAAAUCUCAAGCUAAAAGCGGAAAAGCUUGAGGGCUGGGAUUUAUCAUAUUUGAAAUUUUGCUGCAAAGUACAGGGUAUACGUAAUGAACUGUUUGCGAGUGAAACGUGUUCGGUAAUCAGUUUGAGUGACAUUAAGAGUUACUUUCCACCGGGUACCGGCUUCGAGGACUACUGGCCGACCAAAGUUAUGGACUCACAGUUAUUGGUGAACAGCAACGGAAGUGGUACCGGUGGUGGAUGGACAAAACAGCCACCUACACCGCCGGCAACUAAACCUCCCUCUGUGCAAAGCGCGAAUAAAGUGGCACCAUCUCUAAACACGCGUACCGUACCGAUGCCUAAUAUGAUGCCACGGGGGACUGUCGCGAGUACGGCACCGCAGAUGCCGCGAAUAGGACAGCCGAGGCCUGUAGUGACGCACCCCGCGCAUUCCUCCCCAUCGGGACUUCCCACCGGUAGAUCAAAUAUGCCGGUAGUGUCGCAGCCUAUGCUGAAUACCGUUCAAGGUGUGGUUAACGGCCAUUGGUCAGGCCUCGUUGGUGGUCAACCUACCUUUCAAACGGCACUCAAUCCUCAGGCCAGCAUUAUACGAGCGACUUUGAACAAUGUGAUGCACAACCCACAGAUGACAACUGCUCCCAAAAGCUAUUCUCAACAGUCUAGAAGUAGAGGGAGCAGUAGUGGAGCAGCAGCUCAGUAUCCUGGGGUAUAUUCGACAACAAGUAUGCAAGGGGUUGCUCAAGUCCAACCACCUCCUCUUAUACGAGCAACUGUUCACUCCAAUCAACCGAAUCUCGGUUAUCCCACCUAUGGGAAGGAUGACUGGGUGACCACGACAUAUACAACACCUACGUUAGGUGUACCUAAUGCAGUUACAGCAACUACAUAUCCACAAAUGCUUGGUUUAAGCGAACAAGUCCAAGCUUUAAUGCCAGUACCUACAUCAGCACCAAAUUUAUUACAUCCACAAAGGCAUACGCCAUCUGUGCAUAACACAUCUCAUUCGAAAUAUCCACCUCCUCUGAUACCAGUUAAUGGUAGCAGCGGCAGCGGCAACAGUAGUAGCGGUUCCAGGGAUACCCGAGGGAAGAAACCACUAAUACCAAUAUCGGAUCCACAACAUAUUACUACUUGUCAUGUACAACCAUACCAAAUACAGAAAGCAUUACUUGAAGAAAAGAUGGUACCCUGUAUUAAUUUCAAACCUUACAUCUAUAGCGAAUUGCUGAUGACACUUCCUGACUUCGUUUCCAAUUUUUUUCCUGCUUGUGACAUCGAGAGUUGUAGACAAGUUCUUACAGAUGUACUACAUAUAGAAUUAUAUCAAGGAAAUAGACUGCAAAUGAAGAUGUUAAUGGAAGCAGGCAAAUGUUCUUCAUUAACAGAAGAUCUACCUUUAAUCCAUAUUAGGAGUAUAAUGAAAUACAUGCCACAAUUCAAGUAUAUGUUCAAUAGAGGAGAUAUGGUCAUGCCUUCCCUAGCUCAUUCGUCCGAAGAGCACCCUGCCAAAAAGCGUCAACGUACCAGCUAGGAUUGGCUACAGCCUUACUGGCCUACUUAUGACUAUUAUCAUUCGGCAUUUUAAAGCCGAUAUCUCAUAAUCGUAUUUUGGAACGCCUUUGAAAGUUAGGUGCAUCUCAAAUACAAGUAUAUAACGUCGCGUAUGAUGCGCGACAAAAUUUACAUUGAUUCUGACGAAUUCAAAGUGUAAAGUGACACAGUGGUGAGAGCUAUUUCUUUCUCCAAAGUGUAUUGAAGAGGACGUGACUGUAAAUAACAUUGAAACGUGUAAAUUUAAAAUAUGAUUGACAAUUCAGAUUUGCUUUCUACGUAGAAAGAUUUAUUUCAAUAGUCGGCAUUAGAUGUCGCUUUCAAUCCAAUUUUCGUGUAAACGUCCAUUCUUUUCGUAUCUUGACAAUGAAUCGCCGAAUAUGCGUAAUUAUAGCGUUCUGUGGCUUGGGAAAGACGGUACACAUAUAAUUAAAUUGUAUCUUUUGCCAAAUUGUCAUCAAAAUUUUUUUGAGGUGGACCGCUAUUGAAACAAAGCACGCUUUACUUGCGUGCAACUGUUAUUUGUCAAGAGAAGAACGAUAAAGGAGGGAAUUGUCGACUCGAAAAUCAAGUCGAAAGUUGCAUCUGACGUCAAUCAUUGAUUUACUUUAUUUCUAUUUUUGAGAGAUCUGUUAUAAUGUAAAAAUUAUUAUAUUGUUACACAAAAUAGACCUAAAAUAGAGAACGGUCUUAUUUUCAAAUUAAAUGUAUCCUAUCAUUCCACAUAUACACGUACUAUUGUCCCUCUCUUCCACACACACACACACACACGCACGCACGCACACGCACACACGCGCGCAAAAACACGUGAGUGUGCAACAUAUAAACAUUUCAUGUCUACCUCUUUGCACAACAAUGAAUACUAUUCUUUUAGACUUCAAUUUUACGUGUGUUCUUAUUGUGCAUUAGUAUCUUGUGUGUAUAAAAAAGUAAAAGUUCUAUUUUAAAGAAAAUUCGGAGAAAGA
Molecule: messenger RNA, 5072 nt
Organism: Atta colombica
Lineage: Eukaryota; Metazoa; Arthropoda; Insecta; Hymenoptera; Formicidae
Exons: 9
Coding region: 1688-4087 (799 amino acids)
Source: RefSeq, a predicted model, not a curated record